AUGGUCAAGGCUUUCUUUUGCGGUCAGCAGCUGCCAAAGAGUGUGACGCACACAAACCUGGUUUUAUUACCAAAGAAAAAACAAGUUACGACCUUUGCAGACAUGAGACCAAUCAGUCUUAGCAACUUUGUUAACAAGAUUUUCUCUAGGGUUAUUCAUGAGAGAUUGGUUGAAUUAUUACCAAACAUAAUCUCAGAGGAACGGGCAGGUUUUGUGAAGGGCAGAAGCAUAGUUGAGAACAUACUUUUAACUCAAGAAAUCAUUACGGAAAUCAGGUUGAGAAAAAAAGCAGGUCCAAACGUUGUAAUUAAGCUUGAUAUGACAAAAGCUUACGACAGGCUAUCAUGGCUAUUCCUGACCAAAAUACUAAGGAAAAUGGGAUUUCCAGAAGCUUUUAUUGGCUUGAUAUUUGAUUUGAUUGGGAACAAUUGGUACUUUGUUCUUAUAAAUGGUCAGCCUAAUGGUUUCUUCAAAUCAUCAAGGAGAGUUAAACAAGGUGACCCUUUGUCACCAACUUUAUUCAUUCUAACAGCAGAAGCACUUUCUCGGGGAUUGAAUUCACUACACACUAACCUGUACUUUUGUGGUUUUGGAAUGCCAAAAUGGAGCCCAAAAAUAAAUCAUCUAUCAUACGCUAAUGAUACAAUCAUUUUCUGCUCAUCUGAUGAAACUUCGUUGAGACUUGUCAUGGAGGUUUUGCAAGCUUAUGAAUCAUCAUCUGGUCAACUGGUGAACAAAGCAAAAUCAGCCAUAUACAUGCAUCAUUUAAUGGAUAAUGAGGUGUUUAACAAGAGUAUCCCAAUGCAUAUGUUGUCAGCAGUCAAUCCUCCAAGUUAUGUGAUCAACAAAUUACAUAGCAUUUUUGCCAUGUUUUUCUGGAGCAGUAAUGUGGGAGGGAGCACUAGACAUUGGGCGUCUUGGACUAACCUUUGUAUGCCUUUUGAGGAGGGAGGCAUAGGUUUCAGGUCCCUACAUGACGUAUCCAAGGCACUGUUUUGCAAAUUAUGGUGGAAUUUCAGGACUAAGCCAACUCUAUGGAGUGCAUUUAUUAGUCAAAAGUACUGCAAGAAACUAAAUGCAGUAAUUGUACCUUGGAAGCGUGGAUCCCACGUGUGGAGAAAAACGCUAGAAUGUAGGGACUUGAUUGAGCAUCAAAUUUACUGGAAACUGAGAAUGGGAUCGGCUCAAUUCUGGUUCGACAAUUGGACAGAGAUGGGAGCCUUAUAUUUUCAAGUGCCUGCAGAGUUUGGUAUCGAUGAGGAUAUUCAUAAUGUCAAUGAUCUGGUUGAAAAUGGUAUGUGUAAUGUGGAUAAAAUGUUUAAGAGCCUACCUGAAGAUUUGGUACACCAUAUUGUGCAGAAUAUUAGACCACCAACUGAAAGUUCACAGUUAGAUACUCCUUUCUGGAUGCUUGAAACAAGGGGACAUUUUAUAGUAAAGUCUGCAUGGGAUUACCUGCGGAGAAGAGCCAACCCAAGAUUAGCUUACUAG
This is a messenger RNA of Nicotiana tabacum (common tobacco), 1491 nucleotides long. Lineage: Eukaryota; Viridiplantae; Streptophyta; Magnoliopsida; Solanales; Solanaceae. The record is from RefSeq and is a predicted model, not a curated record.